This is a messenger RNA of Penicillium coprophilum, 711 nucleotides long. RefSeq lists its product as uncharacterized. The transcript has a single exon. The record is from RefSeq and is a predicted model, not a curated record. The coding region runs from base 1 to 711 and encodes 236 amino acids. Lineage: Eukaryota; Fungi; Ascomycota; Eurotiomycetes; Eurotiales; Aspergillaceae.
AUGCUCUCCACCACCCUCAUCACGACCUUGGUCCUGGGUCUUUCCCAUAUAACCACCAGCGGCGCCCUGCCCUCAACCUCAGCCGCGUCAACCAGCUUCCUCGUGAACCACGUAGCCUCAGACUACUUCCCCGACUCGAAAGGCGACCUCAGCGCCUUCGACGUGGACGUCCGCUUUGUGAACUACUCCCCGGAGACAGAGUCCUGGCUCACAAGCCUGGACCCGCACUCCGCCAGCACCGACGAAGAAAAAGCGCGCAUGCUCACGGAAGCCGCAUACGCGAAGAAAUACGACGAGAACGACGCCGACAUGGCGAGCGAUGUGGAGUCCCUGCUUGCGCACGUUGCUGGGAACGGCACUGCUGCCAAUAAGGGCCUUUCGAAGCGGUCGAGCUUUGCGACUAGUGCUGCACAUGCUGUGCUGUGGAGUGCGUGUGGGACUGUCUUCUCUUGUAUCUCUGGUACGACUUGUCAGUUUGAUCAGCAGAUUGGGAAGGCGCCGCGCAGUCAUUGCGAGCAGCAGGGUGGGUCGAAUUGCUGUAUCAGUUGGUCGACUUAUAGCGUUCGUGCUGGGUUCUUCUCGACUACUUGGACGGCUUGUAAUGAGGAGGUUAAGGCGGAGGGCAAGACUAGUGCUUCUUGUGAGGGAUAUGGAAGUGGGGACCAGGGUGGUGAUGUGUGCCUUAGCAAUCGUGCUUCUGGAUGUACCUAG